GUUUGAAGAUUUUUUUCCCUCUCAACCAUGUCUCUCGUAUGAUACUCCUAUCCUAUCCUAGGGUAAGACCAUGUAAGGUCGCCCUCGAGGUUCGUGAGCUCGGUGUAUAAUAAACAAUGCUGCCCUUCCACUGGACUAGAUCCCCGAGACAGGUUGGUAUAGUCUAGUAGUCACUUCGAACACUCAACAUCUUUUCGAAAAUGGCGACUCCUCUACCGGUAGUUCUAGGCGAUGACGAGCUAACUGAGAUUGCGGUCUCCUACGGCACCAUCAUUGCGACGGGUCUGCUCGCGAUUUUGGUCUGCGGGACUAGGCUCUGCGUCCGCCAGUUUAUGAUCAGGACCUUCGGUAUUGAUGACUGGGCAUGCCUGGUCGGAUUGCUCUUCGUCACCACUUUCAACGGCAUCGGCAUAGCCGUAGUAUACUACGGAGCUGGCAAACACAUAGGAAAUGUCUCCAUGGAACACCUUGAAAAGUGGUUCAUGCUCUACUACGUUUGUAUAUGCAUGUACCUGUCAAUCUCCUUCGCAGUCAAGUCGAGCAUUCUUUUCUUCUUGCGCCGGAUAUUUCCGUCUCCGUACAUCCAACAUUGCACGAUGGGCUUGCUCAUCUUUCUUACGCUCUUUACCAUCUCGGGGUCCUUUCUCGCCGCUUUCCAGUGCAACCCGCCCAAGUAUGCGUACGACCUCAAGUUUCUCUUCUCGCCGGAGCGAGCAGAGCAUUGCUUCUCUUCCGAUGUAUCUUACGUGAUCUUCAUGUACCAGGCGGUGGUCAUCUUCUGCUGCGACAUCUUCAUGUUCAUUCUGCCUUUCCCGGCGUUGAUCAAGUUGAACCUCAGCCAAGCCAAGAGCUUUGCUCUCUUAGCGGUCUUCGGGAGCGGUGUGGUUGCGUGCGUUGCGCCGGCCAUCAGGUUCAAGAGCUUGCAGUUUUACAAGACGGGAAGCACCGAUGUGACUUUCGAGGGCGCGUCGUCGCUGUAUUGGAUGGCCAUCGAAUACAACAUGGGCCUGGUCGCCGGCUCUCUUCCAGGCCUCCGACCUCUGUUCGCCAAGUUUGGUCUCCUCGGCUCCAGUGUUGAGGCGUCGGGCAACAAAUAUACGCCGAACGACAAUUUCUCGCCCUCGUACCAGCUCGAGGACCAAAGCAACAAGAAUUGGUCGAACCGUCGGAAGAAUGGUAGCAAGAAUAGAUACCAGGGAGAGAGUGUGCUGGACGCCACGGUUGUAGAACGACGAAACUCACUAGAGAGUGACGAGGAACGGAUCGUGAAGACGCAAGUCUUCACGGUGACAGAAGAAACCCGAGACCCAGAGUCUCAACGCAUGUCGCACGCCUGGGAAACCCCAGCUCCUAACGCGAAGUACUGAAAUUACAUGUUGUUAUACACUUGUAUGCGCGCAUGCACAAUAUUACUACUUGGCGGCUGGGCCGGACCAGCUGGCACCAUCCUUGACACAUUUGCACACGUCCCCUGGGCUUAAUGUUGAUCUCGCAGAUUGUACAUACACUCUUUAGAUUUCCUCCCUUUUCCGGCGACUGGAAGCCCAUCGCUUGGCCUCGGGUUCGACGUCGCUAUACAAUAAAGAGGCUGGGGAGGCCUCGACUCUUCACAUAUGCAGGGUAGACGACUCUGGAGCCUCUCCGUUUCAUGUGGCCAAGACCAACCGCAUGGAGCACGUGUGAUCUGUGAAAUCCCUUAACAAAAUCCUAUGCGAAGCACGGAUGGGGAAGCUCACCAAAGACCCGGGCGGAUGCGGCUCGGUCUAAGAAGCCUUUUAAAGCCACUCGGAAACAAUUUGGACGCCACCGGUAUUUAUCCGAAUAUAGAAGACUGACGUUUUUCUGCAAGUUUAUAUACCCGUCCUACCGUUUAGCUUCGUGGCGGUACUGUUAUUCGCUGCUCCUUCGACCCGAUAAUAGGCCUCGAGAGCUCCUGCGGUUGAAAGCCAGCAGUGAGUCCGGGGUGAUGCUUUGCCGCAACGCGGACGGCGCCGCGGACAUUGUAAAAAGUUGAACUGGAGAGAAACUUAACGAUGGCU
This is a messenger RNA of Durotheca rogersii, 2039 nucleotides long. RefSeq lists its product as uncharacterized. NCBI's taxonomy places the organism in Eukaryota, Fungi, Ascomycota, Sordariomycetes, Xylariales, Xylariaceae. The record is from RefSeq and is a predicted model, not a curated record. Bases 201 to 1367 code for a protein of 388 amino acids. The transcript is spliced from 6 exons.